CAAAGCAACUGCACACGUGAGCUGCCCAUGUGAUCUUCCCCUACCACCUGACGAGGUGGUGAUGGCCACUGGUGCAAACCAACGUGCCCAAUAUAACCAUCCACUCCCGCACCUCAACCGCAACCAUCUUUCUCGACCUUACCAUCCAUUGUUCACCUACACUCUCGUUAAAGUCGCUACUUACUUCUUCCCGAAUUCUCACAUUCGUUACUGAACAAACAACUCCAAGCCUCUGUUACCAAGCCACGUCCAAUCACCAACGUCUUAAAACACAUAAUCGACUCUCACAAUGGCGCCCGACGAUCGCAAGAUCACGCCAUUCCGAUUCAAAGGCGACCCACCAGCUGCCUGCAAGAAAAAGAAGAAGCAGAAGAAAUCCGAGGUCGUCGCAAAAACGGACGAGGUCACCGAGAAAAAGGAAGAAGGUGCUCCAGAUUCUAAGCUAUCAAAGAAGAGGAGCCGCAGCGACAGCCCCGAGCCGCAGAAAGACGAUAAAGAAGAAGUCGACCCCUAUGCAGGCAAGACAAAAGCCGAAAUCGCCUUUCUCGAACACAAGCGACGCAAACUCCAAAAGGACAUCGAGUCUGGCAAGCGUCCCGACCUCCUAAAAACACACAAGGAGCGGAUUGCCGAGUUCAAUGCGAGGCUGUCACGGAUGACAGACCAUAACGACAUGCCCAAGAUCGGGCCUGGAUAGAGACCGGAACAUCAUGGAGGAGGAGGCUUCGGUGUUGGCGGUUUUGAUAUUGGUUUUACUCGACAAGCGAUUUUGCGGAGACGUCGGCGCAAGAGGUGAACCGGGAUGGAUGGGAUUUUGAAUUGAGUUUUGGAGUUCGGGCGUCAAUUGAGUUGUGGUACUGAUCUCGCUCGAUCAAUAUCCGAUGGAAAAGCGACCUGUAAAGGAUAGAAGCAGUCUCGUUGGUACAACUUAUGGAUAGAAUAAAGCUCUGUAUCAAGCAUUUUCACCACCUC
This is a messenger RNA of Chaetomium strumarium, 972 nucleotides long. RefSeq lists its product as uncharacterized. The transcript has 2 exons. Gene Ontology annotation, cellular component: nucleolus. The record is from RefSeq and is a predicted model, not a curated record. NCBI's taxonomy places the organism in Eukaryota, Fungi, Ascomycota, Sordariomycetes, Sordariales, Chaetomiaceae. The coding region runs from base 290 to 697 and encodes 135 amino acids.